AGGGCUUUUAAAAUGCUUUAAUUUGAUUAAACAAACAGCUUUAAUACUCCAGUAACCGUCAGUAAAAGAUUUUAUCAGAGUUAAUUAUUUACCGCCAUCCGUGUAUUGACGCGUGCUGUCAUGAUUUAUUUUUAACCAGGAUCAGAUACCGGUAGAUAUCCAUGGUAUAUUCUUUCAGACACUGCUACGGCUCUCUGUGUCACUAUAUAAACAGUGUAUGAAAUAUAGGCUUCAGUAUUUAAAUCGAGGGAAUAUUUUUGAUAGAGAAUAUUAAUCAGAUGAAGAGCUCAUAUGGAACUUUGUUCAUUCACCGUGUUUAGUGGUCAAGGAUACCUUGGUUUCCUCAAUAUUCAUCUAAUACCAACUUUCAUUGUUGAGAUGAUGCAGGAAAUUAAAUGGCCACAAAUUGAAAUGUGAUUUUCAUUUAAUCUUCGAAAAUUAGAGAGAUGGAGAUUGGAAAAUUUAUUGCUGUACUCGUAAAGAAUGUUCCACGUCUAAGAUUGGCCAGGUUUUAGUUCUAGACAUAGGGAUCAACAUUUAGGUACAUGUACUAGUAUCCUGGAGUCAUAGGAAAACAGACCCGGCUUUGAUUGGACCAGACUGCAGCCAUGUCUGAUGACGAGGAGGACAUUUUUGAGGAGCUGAUUGAGAGGAAGCGCUAUAAGAUUGUCAAGUACAUCAACGCCCAGGUGUUCUUUGACAAACUCCGCGAGGUGAAGGUACUCUCAAUGGAUGACACGCAGGAAAUCUCUAGUAAGCCGACACGACGACAACAAGCAGGUUAUUUUCUUGACAUCUUACAAACAAAGGGAGACAAUGGAGUAAAAAAGUUCCUGGAGAUUUUAGAAUGGGAGUAUCCUCAUGUGUUCAAAGAUGUGACAAACAAGGAUGCUAGAGAACCACCCACAGAUUACUUGAAGCAUCGGGAGAGUGUAUACGCAGGCUGGCUGUACAAAUUACCAGAGCUAGCAGAGUCGCUGAAGAACGACUACGAACACAAAAAAGAUCUGAAUGAGAAGUUUCAGGAAAUGAAGGAAGUGAUGAAGAUAGUCCAGGAUAAUAACUUAGAGCUAGAGAGAGAAAACUUGGAGCUUCAAGAGAAGCAGAAAAUGUUACUACUCGAGAAAAACGAGCUAGAGACGCAGCUCGGACAUUGUUUUCGAGAAAAGCAAUUUGCUCAAGACAAGAGCGUGAACUUUUUAGAGAGUAUAGUCGAAUAUCAAAAGGAGAUUAGUAAUCUUAAAGAUUCUCUCCGUGAAGUGAGGCAUGAGCGAGACGCCUAUGUCAAACAAAUUGAAAACAUGAUGGACAACUUUUCUAAAAAUAAAGCUGAGAAUUCCGAGGCACGCAGGAAAUCCUACUCCAUGACCCAGCUGAACACUGAAAAGAUCUAUGACAGACAGAACAGUGCUCAGGAAUUUGAGAUCACAAUUCUUAAGGAGAAGUUAGAACAGGAGCAAGAAAAUUGUUCUGAGUUAAAUCAGCAGCUUGUACAUGUCAUGGAAGAGCUUGAUCACACUCAGGCUCAGCUCAGAAAGACGAAAUCGAACUGUGAUAAAUUAAUUAAAGAAGUUGAAACCAAAGAUAAAUGGCUUGAGGAAAAAAGGAAAAGAAUAGAUGAGUAUUUCAAAGUGAUAGAAAGACUGGAGGAAGAAAAGAAAAGGUUGGAAGAGGAACGGAACAGGGAACAAAAGAAAGUGAAAGAUGUGGAAGACAAGAGCAGAACAUACUUCACCAAAAUUUACCAGCUUGAAAACAUGCUCGAAGUUCUCAAGUCUGAGAAUGAGAAACUGAAGAUACAAUACAAUAGAAUCUCUUCAGGUUCCAGUAUAGCUGAGGAGGUGAUAGCAUCAGAUAAGUUCCCUGUCAUGCAUGAUGACCUUUACCCAGAUGAUGAACCUACGUAUAGAUCCCCCGAACAAAACUAUGCAUGGGACAUUUAUCAGAAAGUUUCGCGCUCUCCUCGGCGUGAUGACAGCAUGAAGCCUGAGGUUGGAGGGUCGUUCCGCCUGAAUGAUGUCGUAGAGCCUCAACCAUUUAACUACUCUAUAAUCCCUGUACACACUCUACUCAAAGAACAAGAAAAGCACUCCAAUCCUGACAUUUCUGAGCAGUUUGAGGGAGAGGGAACAACUACAGGGGCGUCAGCCUCGAACACUCUCAGCAGUGACACGUCAGAGGACACGGACACAGAGCUGAUGGGGUUCAACGUCAAUAUUCGUGAACUACCGCUCAAAUGGAGACCACCAAAAUCUACCCCUCCUAGUGCCCAGAUGGACAAACAAUGCACCUACAAAGUCAUUCUACCCGUCCUUGAUGAAAAACUCAAGAUCACAGGGGGGAAUUUCACAGGGAUAUUCAUCCUUGAAGUAAACAGAAAAUUGGAGAGUGGACUUUGUGUGGGGGACCAAGUUAUUUCUGUUCAGCUUCUGAAGAGCGACUAUUCCUGUGUAAGUAAGAAAGAAAUGCGGACGCUGACACUGAUGGAGGCCAGGGCUGCCUUCCUGUUCGAGAAUCAGAGGGAUAACGAGAAGGACUUGGAAAUCACCAUUAAAAGAACUGCCAUAGAAGAGUAUGAGAGUAUCAGGAAAUGGAUGGAAACAAAUAAGAGUACAGGGGACUACUUCUAUGUCAGGGCAGGAGCUGCAGUCAAGGAGAAGGUGCCAGACUGUCUCCCCAUAAAAAAGGGGGACAUCUUACGAGUGACCAAUACCUACUAUGUCAAAGGGGAUCGCAAGUACUGGAAGGUGUGUCCCUACGACAGGCAGAACGAAAAGUGGGGCAAAGAAGGCAUUAUUCCGUCAGAUAUUCGAAGACUUUUUUCAAAUGACAGAAGAGGGGCAUUCCGAGCUCGUAGUCUCUUUGUGAGGGUUCUACCCAUGAAAGCGAGUUCUAGGCUCCCUGUGUUAAUGUAUGGGCCGGAAAACAUCAUCAGCUCUGCCCAGAGCUUGAUAGUGGACGACUCCCCCGACUACCUGUGUUACAAUGUCGACAAGGGAAGAACGGUUGACAUUCUGAGGCACUGCAUAAAUACGGGCAAGCACUGUAUGAUGAAGGAAGGGCCUAGGAAGAUAGAAGUUUGCAUAGUCAUUGUCAUUCACACAGAUGGUGCUGCCCCUGAAGUUAUCAAAAGCAUAUUUGGAGUAGACAAGGCCACAGAAUACAAGUAUAAUAUAUCAGACGACAUUAUCUGUGAAACGAUCACAGUGGGUGAAAAUGGGGUCAACGACAAACAGAGCUUCCUGAGGGCUUUCUAUGAACAAGUGCAGAAAGGUCAGGAUCGUAUGUUUUGGUGUACUAGUUCGCAACUGGACGAGUCCAUUGUGACCCAGUUCCAGGACUACCUGGGUAGAGAGAGUGGGGAUCAAAGGGCGCAGUCCCAAGACAGCGGCAGUGAGGGGUCCCUGCUACGCUCUACCUCCAACCCCUGCUAAUGCACCUCAGACAACCUCAUGCCUCAUCCAAAGGGGCACCUGUCUAUAGAUGAAUAGUUUGUCAAAUUGGAUGCUUUAUUUCGCGACUGCUUGCGUUAUGUAUGUUGUGAGUACAGCUCAUAUAUUGCAUAUAUUUCCUCAGGUUCUUUAUAAACCUAUUUAUAAAUACUAAAUUAUAAGAAUUGGGAAAAUCAAAUUUUACAGUAAUGGAGUGCUUGUGGAGAUAUUAACGCAGUUGACAUAUGACAUCUGCUGUGAAUCUCAGCUCAACAAAGCUCAUGUGGGAGGGGGUAGGGGAACAACACGUUGUAGCGGGUUACUUCAUGUAAGCCUGCCCCACACUCAGCAGUGGGAUGGGUGUUCUUGGUUCGCUAGUUAUUUUUCAUUUUAAAUUUGAUGUUGUUGACUUGUUGGUAUUUAUUUUACCUCUGUUAGUUUUUAACUGAUAUUUUCUACUGGUGUUCAAAGAUUGUGUUUAAGAUUUGUUUUUAUUAAAAAAAUAUAUUUUUUAUAUGAAUUUUAUCUCAAAUGUGACUUACAAAAUUUGAUUUUGAAUUAUUUUCCUUGAACAUGAUUGAAUGUAAGGUGGAGUCAGAGGUCCUUCGCAUCUUUAUAAAUGUUCUGCAAACAAGCUCAAUCUAGUAACUUUAGUAAAGGUAUCAUAAUUGAACAUAUAUAUGAUUUGAAAGUGACAAAAAAAAAGCAAUGCAUAAGUUUUUGAAAAAAAGUUAUUUAGAAAAAUCCCUUCAGUUCUCAAUUCAAACUCAGGAUAUGUAGGUCAAAAGUUUGAGCCAAAUUUUACUGUGCUACACAGUCUGACAAUCGAUAGUGUCAAAUUAACAAUUUUCCGAUGCAUUGAAAUCUCCUUGUUAUGACAUACUCUCAUCAAAAGUAUAAGUCAGGGGAUGUGAAGGACCUUUUCACAUGCGUAUGUUUGCUAGAAGUCUGAUGAAAACUCAUUUGUAUUGUGUUCAUUUGGUGUAAAAAAAAAAGUGGAAAUAGUAUUAUUUGGUAAAUGCUACAAACAGAAAGAGAAAUAAUGUGUAUUGAGAAAAAGUGUUUGUGGUUUGUUUUUGCCCUCACAAGUUGAACUGAAUAUGACUUUUAUUAUUAGAUAUAACACGGUAAUUAUGUAGGGCAAAGCAUUUAAUGUAAUUGUAAGCUAAAUUUUUCUGAAUUGUUGUUAUCUUUUUUAUAGAUUUUUUUUCUAUAUUUAGCACAUUGCUUUUGUUAUUAUGUCCAGUAGUAUUACACGGCAGCAUUAGCUAUAUUACACGUAACAAUUUGUUAAAUGUUAAUUUUUUUUCUCUGUUUGUUUUUACUCCAUAAAGUUUAUUUUAUUUACCAAUGGUUUCUAAAAUCUGUUAAUUAGAUUAUCAAGGGGGUGAAUGAGGAUCGCAAAAUCUUCAAAGUGGUGGGAUAAAAAAGUAAAGGGAGAGCCCAUUACGUGUUUUGGAGUGUAUUUCUUGGGGAGUGGUAAUAAUGUGUCAGUGAAAUGGUUACUAAAAUAGUAUUCGAGAAUUUUGAUACUGAUGAAAUGUUUUGCUCAAAUUUUGCUUUUGCUUUAGUCUUAACUUUAGACUUUUGCAGUUUACAGCUGUAAUUGCUUCAUUAAAUUACUUCUUAUUCACUUGUGUGCCAGUAGGAAGCAUUUUUAUUUCAUUUCAUUUAUUUUUACACAAUUCAUGCUUAUAUGUAAUUAUAUACAUAUGGAGGUUUAUCUUUCUCAGUAUGGACAUUUUUUGAUAAAAUCUGAAAUUUAAAUUAUGCUCACUAUUUUAGCCCAUCGUGUGGACUAUAAAAAAUAUCAUUACCUAGUACUUAUAGUCUGUAAUUGUAAAGAAAGAAAGUUAUCUCUCUUUUCAGAGGUUCCAUGAACUUUACAUGUAAUAAUAAGUGAAGAAAGUAUCAGUAAUGAUAGCAGGGUUAGAAGACAAAUUGGAUGGCCCUUGACACGCCUAUAGCUUUAACUGCCACACACUUAUCUCCGACUUGUUUGUUUUAGUUGUUGUGUCUAGUCACUAGUCAUUGUUUCUUGUAUGUGGUAGACAACUAGACAAUGUUGUCUAGCACUAAACCUGUACUACUAGCCUACAGAUUUGUAUCACUUGUAGGUGUGUGUAUCACUUAAACUCAGCAAUGAUUCUUUAUGUUUUUGGACUUAAAGCUGUCUGUGAAAAAGUGUUCCAUCUGAAGAAGUUUAGCCCAUUUGUGACUGAAACUUCUUGUCAGGAUAUUAAGCUCAUCUGUAAUUGAGUAUUUUGUGAACUCUAAUUAUUGUGUUUUUUUAUUACUGUAACAUUGAAUUUUUCUCUGUGUAGUAAAUUAACUAAGAAAUCAUGGUGGGUCAGCCCUGUAUUGUGGGUAGAUAUGGUUGUCGUUGAUUCUGCCAGGGUUACAAAAUUUCAUACAUAAUAUUUUUUGGGGGGAAGGGGGGUGGAUGGGUUUCACAUCACAAAUCAAGAAACAUUUUGACUGGACAUAGCUAACCAAAGAUGUAUAUUAACAUUAUUUACUGCAAUCUUGAGAAGAUGACCAUGCCACACAUGGCUGUACAGAUCAUUGUUUAGUUGACCUUUGUUCUUUUUUCUGAACGCCUAUUCCUUUUCUAACAAAGCCACGUGAAUUCCAAGCUUGCAUUUUGGAUGCUAAAGUUUUGGGUUCUUGACCUUAACUCACGUUCACUUGUUUCAUACUACAUGUAUAUUUUGUAAAUUGUUAAAAUAGGUAUUUUUUUUUCACUCAAAGACUUUUAUUUUAAAGUAGGAUGUGUACAUGUAUAUAGAUUACCCACCAUAAGAUGCACUGCAUUUUGGGAUGGGGGGGGGGGGGUGCAAGUUUGUGAAUUAACACAAUUGGGAUACACAAUAGUUCAUGUCUUCCUUUCAUGUACUUUUUAAUUUCAUUAAUUAAUAUAUUUUUGUUAAUUUAGAGAAUGUGACAGAUGUGAUUUGUGAUUUAGUUUCAUGAUGUUGAAUAAAUAUGAU
Molecule: messenger RNA, 6421 nt
Organism: Magallana angulata
Lineage: Eukaryota; Metazoa; Mollusca; Bivalvia; Ostreida; Ostreidae
Product: caspase recruitment domain-containing protein 14-like
Exons: 27
Coding region: 609-3434 (941 amino acids)
Biological process (GO): cell-cell junction organization; cell-cell adhesion; protein localization to cell-cell junction
Cellular component (GO): plasma membrane; bicellular tight junction
Molecular function (GO): cell adhesion molecule binding
Source: RefSeq, a predicted model, not a curated record